CUCGCUGCUUUAAGUUUGACGCUUUUUUUUUUUUUUUUUUUAAUUGGUAAUCCUUCGGUAGGGGGGGCUUUUGCGGAAGCUGCGGUCUGUCACGAUGAGUUUUCUGCUGCCCAAGCUGACCUGUAAGAGGGAGGUGGAUCAGGCGAUAAAAAGCGUGGCGGAGAAGGUUUUGGUUCUCCGGUUUGGAAGAGAUAACGAUGCUGUUUGUCUGCAGCUCGACGAUAUUCUUGCAAAGACAGCUCAUGACCUAAGUAAAAUGGCAGUCAUCUACCUGGUGGAUGUGAACAACGUUCCCGUGUACACCCAGUAUUUUGACAUCAGUUAUAUUCCUUCUACUGUAUUUUUCUUCAAUGGACAGCAUAUGAAGGUUGAUUAUGGGUCUCCAGAUCACACCAAAUUUGUAGGAAGCUUCAAAACAAAGCAAGACUUUAUAGAUCUGAUUGAAGUGAUUUACCGUGGAGCAAUGCGUGGAAAGCUCAUUGUAAGAAGUCCUAUUGAUCCCAAUAACAUUCCUAAAUAUGACCUUCUCUACCAAGGAAUUUAAUGGGCUGGCCUGAGAUAAAGAAUUGUGAAACUGGCAGAUACUCUAGAUAACUUUUCGAGCAUUUUUAGCAACUGCUGACACUGUGGGACAUUUCAAGCAUUUGCAUUGAAGGAUCAUAUUGGUCUCCUUCUGAAGACAGAUGUUCUGUCACCUAAUGCUUCUCUCGUAAAUAAAGCUACGUGCUCAACAUGUA
Messenger RNA from Cygnus olor (mute swan), 737 nucleotides. RefSeq names its product thioredoxin like 4B (gene TXNL4B). Bases 95 to 544 code for a protein of 149 amino acids. NCBI's taxonomy places the organism in Eukaryota, Metazoa, Chordata, Aves, Anseriformes, Anatidae. The record is from RefSeq and is a predicted model, not a curated record. The transcript has 3 exons. Gene Ontology annotation, cellular component: U5 snRNP; U4/U6 x U5 tri-snRNP complex; spliceosomal complex. Gene Ontology annotation, biological process: mRNA splicing, via spliceosome.